This is a messenger RNA of Panicum virgatum (switchgrass), 1365 nucleotides long. RefSeq lists its product as uncharacterized. The record is from RefSeq and is a predicted model, not a curated record. The coding region runs from base 219 to 983 and encodes 254 amino acids. NCBI's taxonomy places the organism in Eukaryota, Viridiplantae, Streptophyta, Magnoliopsida, Poales, Poaceae. The transcript has 8 exons.
CCGCGCCCUUGUUUUGUUGCCUUGUUCAUCUCAACAACCUUUUCCCUUCCCGUCCCAACCGCCGACUUGCCUCGCGCCGCCGGCCCGCCGCCGCCCAUCUGCCCCCCCGGCCGUCUUCCUCUUCUGAAGUGGGAAAGAAAAGGGAGAGAGUAAACGAGGCCUGCCGCCUGCGCCGCGCUGCGCCCCAGAGUAUGCUCUUCUAGCACUUGGAUAUUUGGAUGGAUGAUGUUUAUGGACGUAUAGAGGUCUUCCCACAAUACUUUAUGCCAUCAAAAGAAGCUAUGGACAGUCCUGAUGGUCUAUCCACAAGUAAGAAUAACCUGGAUACUUCACCAAGCUCACGUGGACGUUCCUGGACUCCUAAACGAGCUAAGGGAGCUGCAUCUAUUUUGCGUUUGUUGUCCAUUCCCCGCUUCAGAUGGUCGGCAAGCAAUGAUGAUGAGGACAAGAUUGAAUUGUCCAGAGCUGAAGUGGAGUCAUUACGAACUGAAAUAGCGGAUGCUGAGGAAAGAGAAUCCCACUUAAAAGCUCGGUUGGAAAAUAUCGAUGAAGUUUUAAGAUAUGCUCGUCUUUCUGGCUAUCUCUACAUUAGAAGUCGAUGGACCCAACUUCCUGGGGAGCCACCUAUCUUAGAUGAUGCUGAUGUGGAUGACUGGCUUCCUCGAUUUGUUGUUCUGCAAGGGCAGUGUGUGUACUAUUAUCUCAAAUCUACAGAUUUGAGCCCACAAGAGUCUACACUGUUAUGUGACAUUGUUGAAGUAGGGAGGCUCCCAAACUUUGUGCCAGAAGAUGAAAAGACAAGAUACGCGUUUUACCUGUUGAGCCGUCAAGGCUUGAAGUUUGAAUGCUCCAGUACCUCCGAAAUUCAGGUUGAUUCAUGGGUGAGAGCACUAAAAAGCGAUUGCAAAUUGCGGGGCGGUGCUGCUGGUGAGGACGAGACGAAGACGAAGAGUAGCCAGCUAGAAGAUGGGUCGUCAUGGUGAUCGAUCGGACACGGGUUCGGGUUUCCCAGCCAAGGAUGCUCUGCUCGCCGGAUGUAUGUACAUUACAGCAGAGUAAUUGGCUCGUGCUGGUAGCAAAAACCUUUUGUGUUACUUUUUUUGUUAAAAAAGUCCUUCCGUUGACCGAGAAUUACUGAACGUGUAUAAAAUACUCCUUGUACAUACAUACACGUAUACAUGUAAGGGAAGCAGCAUAUAUAGAGAGGUGCGACACAGCAGGGCAUGCAUGUGUAGAUUUCCUUGCUCAUCAUAUGAAAUUCUUUCGGCACGUGUUAUUUUGUACGGCACGAUUGCGUCGGCCGUUUGGUAGACCGUAAAGACACGUGAAAACUCAUGUAAAGAAAGUAAUAAUUCUAUUGGUCAA